UCCCUUGGUGUUGGCUAGGGAGGGGUCGGAUUGGUGGGUUGGGGGCCAGAGGCCGCUGGAUCCGGGACUCGGGCGCCUCUGACUGAGCUCCAAAGGGUUACAGCCCUUCGCCCCCUCCUCCCGCCUCCUCCCUUCUCCUCCCCCAGGCUCUUCCUGUCCCGCAGUUGCAACACCCUAUCUGCGGCUCUCUCCCUCCCCUCCCACCUCCUCGCUCCUUUCUGCUUUAAUUUUCUUCCAGUUCUUAGGACUCGGGCUCCAGCUCCGGACUUUGGGGUUGGAGAUCCCGGCCCGGGACUGAGCCGUGAUCCUCACUCCAGUCUCCACCUCAGCUCCCCUGCCCGCGGCCCGGGCUGCUCUUGGGACCCGGCGGGCCCGCACAUCCCGGACUCCGCCGCCGCCGCCGCCACUGCCUGAGCCCUGAUGGGGGAGUAAGAGGCCACCGCUGGCCGGUCAUGGGCCUCCCCACCGUGCCUGGCCUGCUGCUGCCACUGGUGCUCUUGGCUCUGUUGGUGGAAAUAUACCCCUUAAGGGUUAUGGCACUGGUCCCUCACGUCAGGAACCGGGAGAAGAGAGCUAUUCUGUGUCCCCAAGGAAAAUAUAUUCACCCUCAAGAUAAUUCCAUUUGCUGUACGAAGUGCCACAAAGGGACCUACCUGUACAAGGACUGUCCCGGCCCGGGGCUGGACACAGACUGCAGGGAAUGUGAAAACGGCACCUUUACAGCUUCGGAGAACCACCUCACACAGUGCCUCAGUUGCUCCAAAUGCCGAAAAGAAAUGAACCAGGUGGAGAUUUCUCCUUGCACUGUGUCCCAGGACACUGUGUGCGGCUGCCGGGAGAACCAGUACCGGCGUUAUUGGAGUGCAACCCUUUUCGAGUGCAUGAACUGCAGCCUCUGUCUCAAUGGCACAGUGCACAUCUCCUGCACAGAGAAACAGAACACAGUGUGCACCUGUCACGCGGGUUUCUUUCUAAGAGUCAAUGAAUGCAUACCUUGUGUUCACUGUAAGGAAAACACAGAGUGCAAAAAGUUGUGUCUACUCCCUGUGGAAAAGGUUACGGUCCCUCAGGACCCAGGUACCACAGUGCUGUUGCCCCUGGUGAUCUUCUUUGGCAUUUGUGUUUUAUCCUUCUCCGUUGUUUUAAUGUGCCGCUACCAACGGCAGAUGCCCAGGUUCUUCUCCACUGUUUGUGGGAAAUCGACACCUACAAAGGAGGGGGAGCCUGAGACCCUGGCCUCGGUUCCAGGUUUCAGUCCCACCACGAGCUUCAGUCCCACCACGGGCUUCAGUCCCACCACCGGCUUCAGUCCCAUCCCGGGCUUCAGUCCCAUCCCCAACCCCACCUUCACCCCCAGGUCCGUCUUCACCCCACGUGACUGGUCUAAGUUAAGGGCUCCGUCAGAGGCUGGAGAGAUGGCCCCACCCUACCAGGAGGCUGGCCCCAUGCUUUCCGCGGCUCCAGCCUCCACCCCCAUUCCCACCCCAGUUCAGAAGUGGGAGGACAGAACCCACAUUCAGCGCGCUGAAGCCGACCCCGCGGACCCGGCGACGCUGUAUGCCGUGGUGGACGGCGUGCCCCCGUCGCGCUGGAAGGAGUUUGUGCGCCGGCUGGGGCUGAGCGAGCACGAGAUCGAGCGGCUGGAGCUGCAGAACGGGCGCUGCCUGCGGGAGGCCCACUACAGCAUGCUGGCGGCCUGGCGGCGGCGCACGCCGCGGCGCGAGGCCACGCUGGAGCUGCUGGGCCGCGUGCUCCGCGACAUGGACCUGCUGGGCUGCCUGGAGGACAUCGAGGAGGCGCUGCGUGCCCCACCCUCUCUCUCGCCGGCGCCCCGCCUCCUGCGGUGAGGCCACGCCCCUCCCGGGAGGGGCCUGCCCUUAGGACCACCGCCCCCUCGCGGGGGGGGGGGCCGGAUUGACAGUGCUGGAUGCCCUUCGGACCCUUUUUCUGGACGAGGGCCUUGGAAGGGCCAGCAUGGCUGUCAGCCACCUACUUGGUGCUACUCUCCAAGUGUACAUAGAUUAUCUCAGCUGCCGGAGCACUGCCAGGGGCUCAGCCUUGUGUAUGAGACAGGUGUGUGUUUGUGUGUGUGUGUGUGAGAUCCUGAGAGAGGCUGAGUGUGCCAGGAGCCCAAGCUUGUGGCUGCAGAGAUGGGGUGCCUCGCCUCACCGCCCAAGCAAGGCAGCUUAGGGGCCUCUAGUUGGUCCCUGGGCCUUUUUCACAGUAGAUAAGCAAUCUUUGGAUCAGUUAUGUUACACUAAUAGAAACUGGGCACCCCUCUGCCCCCUGCCUGCACAAGCAAAGAGUGAGCUGACCGUCAGAAGGCAGGCGUGAGCACAGAGCACAGAACAAUAGGGCUGCCUGCUGGAACUGUGGAUUUUUGUAAAUACACUAAAACUCUGGAAUUAAAGCUUUGCUCCUGGA
Messenger RNA from Mustela lutreola (European mink), 2424 nucleotides. RefSeq names its product TNF receptor superfamily member 1A (gene TNFRSF1A). The transcript has 10 exons. Gene Ontology annotation, biological process: inflammatory response; tumor necrosis factor-mediated signaling pathway; prostaglandin metabolic process. NCBI's taxonomy places the organism in Eukaryota, Metazoa, Chordata, Mammalia, Carnivora, Mustelidae. Gene Ontology annotation, molecular function: tumor necrosis factor binding; tumor necrosis factor receptor activity. The record is from RefSeq and is a predicted model, not a curated record. Bases 453 to 1847 code for a protein of 464 amino acids. Gene Ontology annotation, cellular component: signaling receptor complex; mitochondrion; membrane raft.